Molecule: messenger RNA, 2475 nt
Organism: Kluyveromyces lactis
Lineage: Eukaryota; Fungi; Ascomycota; Saccharomycetes; Saccharomycetales; Saccharomycetaceae
Gene: PTA1
Product: RNA-processing protein PTA1
Exons: 1
Coding region: 1-2475 (824 amino acids)
Cellular component (GO): mRNA cleavage and polyadenylation specificity factor complex
Source: RefSeq, a predicted model, not a curated record
AUGUCAACUUCUGUAGACCCUUUAGUCCAGUUGCAACAGGCAGCUGCGAUGGCAAUGCAGCAUAUGCCGGAACAAAUGCUUCCUAAGGUUUUGGAGACCGGUAUCACAUUGUUUUUAAAUGAUAAGCGGAAUUUAGGGUUCUCGAGAUUUUCUACCCAGUUAUUAUUGGAUAUAUUGGUUCAUGAUAAGAUUCCAUCAAGUGAAAAACCAUUCAUUGUAUGUCAAAACAUCACUGCGCUUUGGGAAAUGGCUGAAACAAGAGAUUAUGUCACUUACAAAAACUGUAUACUAUGUCUUGGUAAUAUUUAUGACCGAUUAUUUGAUUUAGUAGCAAAGACUUCUGAUGAUAAACUUUGGUCGGUAAUGUUAAAGUUUAAAGAACUUAUCAUUGCCAACUGGAAGACCUGCUAUCCUUUGGAUUUGUCUGACAAUGAUCUAAAUAACCAUUCAAGAGGAACGGGGGUAAAAUUAGCAAGUGUGAAGCUCAUUUCGAAAAUCAUUAUUGUGCACACCUCAGGACCCGGAAUUAGCGUGGGAAGUAUACCAGAAAAUCAUCCUGUGAUAUCUAAUAAGCAAGCGUUGGAGGCUGAAGCCAAAUAUUUGUUAGAUAAAUUGUUAACUUUUUUAAUUGAGGAACCAAUGAUGUGUGCACCAUGGUUCACAGGUGCUCUUCAUAGUCUUUCUUUUAUUAUGAAGCAGAGACCAUUGGCCACAAUUCGAAUCGCAUCCGCUUUACUGAAAUUCAACAUUGACAUGAAAUUCCAAAGAGAUGAUGAACCCACUUUACAAUACAGACUUGCAAAGCGAUUUGUGGAACGUUGUUACAGAAAUUUAGUUCAGUUCGGAAUUAAAAGUCAACUACUCAAAAACAGUGGAUCCAUGACACAGUAUAGAAACAAACUAGCUAAAAUUUCACAGACUCUAUUCGUUAUUGGCGAAGAGACCAAAGCUAAAGGUAUUCUAAAUUAUGAUCCGGCUGCGAUUGAACAUAAAAUGACUCCAGCUGAUAAAAAAAAAUACACUAGAGUGAAGGAAGUUAACGACUCUUCUUCAGAUUCUUCAUCAGGAACAUUUUCAGCGACAACGAAAUCUCCGUCUCCUAUUCAAAUGCCACCGAUUGUUUCGCCAAUGAUAGGAAAUACAAUGAUGAAUACGGCAUCUACUCCACCGUUACUGAAUAAUUUUCAACCUCAGAUACAUGCCCCCGUAAAGAACAUACCUGCUCCUCCACCCCCACCGCCUGAUCUUUCUGUAUUGCAAUCCCUUCAGAGUUAUGCUUUCACUAAAUCCACGACAAAGCAUCCACAUUUUUUGAAUCCUGCUCAUACCUCUGUCGAUAACUCAUAUUCUGCCGUUUUUGCCUUAAUGAACCCCGUCACCUCCGGAUUCGAUGUCUCGAAGUUGUCUCAAGAUACCAUGGUUAAAAUAUGUACUGAGGCUUUAAGUAACACAAACACAGGUACUGCCAUUAAUGGACUAUCCAUAGUUGCGUCCAGGUACACCGAUUUGAUAAACAAGUGGUUACAAAACAAUGCUCAACAACAGAGCGCAACUAUCUCCAACGAUAGUAGUCCAGUCCCAUUCAACAACAGUAGCCAAAGUCAAGCUAGUAAACGUCCCAGAGAAGAGAAUUCUGCAGCUUUGCCAAUAAAGCAAGAAGUUGCAAUGAAAAACGAAGAACCUUUACAGCAGCCUGCGGACGAUAGGUACGUAAUUGAUGAUUCAGCUCCUAUACAGCCACCAGAAAGCAAAAGGGCAAAGAUCGAAAGAGUGGAAGAUGCAGAACCAUCAAGCAGUCAUACAGUAUCCUUGGGUGUUCCAACUUUAACUUAUGAUGAGAAGUUGACUCACUUGCAAAGAAUUGUGCAGAAUAUAUUACUGAUACCAACUAAAACUGAUGUGAGCACUCCAAUGACACAAUUACAAAGUACAAAUCCAUUGGACAAAGUUCUACUAAUGAAUUGGGACAAUAAGACCUCCUGGGUAUUCUUAUUAUCUAGACUCUGCUCUAGAGGAGUGUCAUCGAAUCAAGAUGUGAGAGAUAUUGUCACCAACGCAAUUUUUGACUACUUCUGUGAGGAUUUCCAGAACAGAAUCACGCUUGUACUUGAAUGGCUAAGUGAAGAGUGGUACCAUGAGGAAUUGAUUUCCGAUGGUAAAGAUCAUACCAUAUAUAAUGAAUGGUCAGUAAAGGUGCUAGAUUUCAUGAUCCCCAAACUUGAUGACUCCCACAGAAGAUUGUUUAUUCGAAUGGUCAGUGAAAUGCCGUUACUUACUCAAGAACACAUCGAAAAGAUGAAAUCACUAUGUUUAGAUCCUACUAGAUCGGUAUUGGGGUUCCAGUCUUUGAAAUUCAUGUUGAUGUUCAGACCUCCAGUGAAACCGUUCAUCAAAGUUGCCCUCGAAUCUAUGGCUGAAGUAGACGAAAGUAUCAAACCACAAUGCGAUUCACUAUUGAACAAGUAUUUUUCCUGA